AUGUCGUCAUCUCCAGUUCACUACAGCCAUCGUCGUACCAUCGCAACGGAUCAGUAUCGUCCGUCCAGUAGUGUACCAGCUGUCCGAUCUUACCGGUCCUCUUCAAAAGCACCAGAGACUUCGGACGGAGUGGUUCUCGAGCUGAAUCCGAAUACCCUAAUCGGCUACUUGGGAUUACCGGAAGCAUCUGCAGCUCUACCACCAUCACUUGGGAUCACCAGUAUGGAAACUUCUUUAGUGACAAUAAGAGAGUCGAUAUUGAAUCUGAAAUUUGCGAUCGAGAAUAAACGGAAUAGUAUUGCUGAGAAAAAGAAAAUGUUAGAAAAAAUUGACCAUAAAUUUAUGCGUUCAAGAAAGAAUACAAAUCAUUUGCAGUUGAUAAAACGACAACGUGAAAUGACGUUGGAGUUGAUGAAAGAUGUGUAUCGGUUAUCACAACGACUGUGCAAAUGCAGCGAAUGUGUUUGCAAUAUCAGUAACCUACAACGGCAACAACAACAGAGUGAUUUGUUCAGUGAUAAUGAUGACUAUCGAAGACGACGUAUUCCGGAACAGAUCGUCGAUGCGUCACGUAGUUCUAAGGAUGGCAAAAUUCUUGUGACACCAGCCGUCGAAGACUCCUCCAAGCCAACUAUCCACUAUUCAAUAAAUGACCACUGUCUGAAUGAUUGUUGUAAAUCUGGCUUGAAACGUUUGCUGUUACGAUAUUUCAAUACGGGCGCUUCCAAGUCCUAUCUGAAGGAACCAAGCGUCAAUUCGACGAAUUCGAUCGCAUUCCAUUCGGCGAUGACGGCACUCACUUAUACGAUACAACUAAUAAAUGUUUUGCAAUUCAUUUUCGAUGCGUUAUUGCCAGCUCGGCUCAUCCUAAUUGGACAUAUUGUUUUACAAUUUAACGGUAAGGAUAUUGCAUAG
Molecule: messenger RNA, 915 nt
Organism: Anisakis simplex (herring worm)
Lineage: Eukaryota; Metazoa; Nematoda; Chromadorea; Rhabditida; Anisakidae
Source: the annotation of a GenBank genome assembly